AUGGCGGCGUAUGGACAGACCCAGUACAGCCCUGCCCUCCAGCCUGCGGGACCCUACACACCGUACACAUACCACACCCAGGGCUACAGCAUGCCCUCAUACAGUAAGUACCGUCAUAUAAUUCAAUACGGGGGGUGAAGAGGGGGGGAUAUGACUGUUUAAAAGUUGUCUGGAAAGUAUGGCAUCUAAGACAACUCCACAUCCAUAUACACCAGGGUCUCAAACUACAGGCCCGCAGGCCAAAUGCGGCUCGCAAGCCGAUUUAAUGCGGCCCGCAAUUUACAACACACCCAGUUUUACAGCAUGCCCCUCUGUAAAAUACAGUGUAACCAGUUUCAGUAACUGAAUCCAGUGUGGAUCAUUUAUCUCCUUAUGUCCUUUCAUCUACAGACAUUAAGACAGAAGACUCUGCAGGACAGAACAGUCUGCUGAGCUACUCCAACUUCAGCAGUACUCCCCCCAGCCAGGGCCUCUACAGCUACCCCACACACGGUCAGUCACACACACAUACUAGGGCUAAAUAUCGGGAACCGGAUUACCGAGAUUUACCGGGAUAUCCUGCCCAAACCCAUUCUUGUUUCCCGAGAUAAAUAAUGGCGAGAAACCAGUAAUAUGAACAGCCUGGGAAAUGGAACUGUUAAAUGAUAUGCAAUGUCUAAAUGUGACUUCUCUACGGCCUUCUCUGCUUUGCUAUCUGCAUGAUCAACGCUCAGUGGGAGGGUGUGUGCUGUUGUAGCCUACCGUAUUUACUCGCUGCGUCCUACAGGCUCUCCUACCAUGCCAUUGCAAACAGAAGUAGGCCUACAGGAAACAUCAGAUCAGCGCUAAAAAAGGAUGGCCAUAGCCUACCCUCCCCAAGAAUCCCUUGAACAUAUCACAACUGGUGAGAGGAUAUGCCGAGAAAGAGAAGAGCAAAUGAGCUGAGAUGCAAAAAUAUAAGAUAUGCAUGUGUGACAUAUAAACUCGCUGGCUUCAUUCAUAGGUUACAUUAGACCAGUCAUCACAACACUAGCAGCCUACCGUAUGUCCUCAACAUAAAGUCCCCAAUAGAAAACAUCCUUUAGGCUACUUGCAUGGCUUCAAUAAGUGUUUAUGCUUACUAUAUGCCCACAUAAAAAAAUACUAUAGUAUACUAUGGUAUAAAUACUAUAGUAUUCACUGAAGUGUUUUUGCAGACUUUACUGUAGUGUUCUGGUUUUAUUUUAUUUGACAUCGAAGUGGAGGCUUUCUCCUUCAGGAAACCUACUGGAGAAAUACUGAUAGAGCAAAUGUUCCAUAACCUGUAGGUAGGUAGGUAGGUAGGUAGGUAGGUAGGUAGGUAGGUAGGUAGGUAGGUAGGUAGGUAGGACUGGGGACCUUCUGAUCUUUUCUAUAACCUGUAGGGAACACAAUAUACGGUCUAUACUUGGCAUGUAGGUUUCUCACUUAUGGGUGGCACAAAUUGCGAUAUGAGGGAGGGGAAUGAGCAGUGUAUUCGGAAAGCCGUCAGACCCCUUGACUUUUUCCACAUUUUGUUACGUUACAGCCUUAUUCUAAAAUGGAUUAAAUUGUUAUUUUUCCCUCAUCAAUCUACACACAAUACCCCAUAAUGACAAAGCAAAAACAAGUUUGUAUUUUUUUUUGCAAAUGUAUGUUUAAAAAAAAACAGAAAUAUGACAUUUACAUAAGUAUUCAGACCCUUUACUCAGUACUUUGUUGAAGCACCUUUGGCAGCGAUUACAGCCACGAGUCUUAUAAUAUAAUAGGCCAUUUAGCAGACGCUUUUAUCCAAAGCGACUUACAGUCAUGUGUGCAUACAUUUUUACGUAUGGGUGGUCCCGGGGAUCGAACCCACUACCCCGGCGUUACAAGCGCCAUGCUCUACCAAUUGAGCUACAGUCUUCUUGGGUAUGACGCUACAAGUUUGGCACACCUGUAUUUGGGGAGUUUCUCCUAUUCUUCUCUGCAGACUCUCUCAAGCUCUGUCAGGUAAGAAUGGGGAGCAUCGCUGCACAGCAAUUUUCAGGUAUCUUCAGAGAUUGGGUUCAAGUCCGGGCUCUGGCUGGGCAACUCAAGGACAUUCAGAGACUUGUCCCGAAGCCACUCCUGCAUUGUCUUGGCUGUGUGCUUAGGGUCGUUGUCCUGUUGGAAGGUGAACCUUCGCUCCAGUCUGAGGUCCUGAGCGCUCUGGAGCAGGUUUUCAUCAAGGAUCUCUCUGUACUUUGCUCCGUUCACCUUUCCCUCGAUCCUGACUACUCUCCCAGUUCAAUCUUGGUUUCAUCAGACCAGAGAAUCUUGUUUCUCAUGGUCUGAGAGUCAUUUAGGCUCUAGCAAGCCAUGAGAAUACUUGAUGAUACUUGAUGGUAUGAGGUUGGAUGGUUUGCAGAGCCUCCCCAAACCAUAGCCCUAACCUUAACCACUCUGAAUUAAUCCCUAAACUGUUGACCUUUGAAUUGUUUCUGUUUUAACCCUGUAACCACGCAGAAUGAAUGGGUCAAAAAUAGACAUUCAUACUUCAAGUUUCAAAUGGAAACUAUGAGAUCUUGAUGCAUACAGACGCACACACAGAGGAUUGCAUGCACACGGAUGCAUGCACACAUGCUGGCACACAAACACCCAAAUACACACACAUACACGGUCAGUACUCCACCUCUCGUUGUGCAUUUCUCUCUGAUCUCUUCUCUGCUUUACAGAUGGCUAGCCAUCCUACCCUCCUUACUGUGAGUCUGUCUCUCUACCUCCAUUUCUCUCUCUCUCUCUGUCUCUCUCUCUCACUCUCACACACGCACUCCCUUUCCCUCUUAUCUCUUUUGCUGAGAUCUAUCCUUUUUUCUAUGGCCAGUCCUUUCUCCUACCUCCCUCCCUCUCUCUUUCUUUCUCUCUGAUCUCUCCGUCAUGAUCUGCCCCUCUGACUACGAGCCCAGUGAGUGGGGUCCUGGCGUUUCCAGGUGGGUGUCCGUAGCAGUGCCCGUCUGUCCUCCUCCACACCUGUUCUCCAUUAGCUGCGGUCUGGGUGCCUGGCGUCAGCCAUCUCUCUCCCCUUCUCUCUCUCUCCUCUCUGGGGGUCAGGCCCCCUUCCUCCUCACACACCCACACCACACGGCCCGGCCCGGACCAGCACGCUCUUAUGUGUGUGUGUGUGUUUGUGUGUAAGAGAGAGAGUGAAAGAAAGUGUGUGUGUGUGUCGGGUGCGUGUGUAUUUGUGUGUGUGUGUGUCUGCAUGUGUGCGUCCGUGUGUUCCGUGUGUGUGUCUGUGCUCCACACAUUCCCCAGUUCUUCGGCACCCAAAGCAUGCUUGGCUCAGUAGGACUUGAUGGCUUUCAAAGCAGCGUGAAAUUGACCUUGCUCUGUUAGAGGCUAGAGGUUAAGGUGCAUGUUGUGGUGCUGGGAGGGGAGGCUAAUGGAGGAACUGCAUGGACUUACUGACAGUGAAAUGUAGGGCCACUGUUAACAGAGUCGUGUUCAUGAGUAGCAAUGGAAAACGGAAAUGAGCGUUUCUUAUUGGACAAGUUCCGUUUUCUUCUGUUUGAUCCUAAUGAAUACGACCCAAAAGAGGAGACGCAAGAUGAACACAAGAUGAACACACAUGAUAUAGGGUGAAUGCACCAAUUUGUAAGUCGCUCUGGAUAAGAGCGUCUGCUAAAUGACGUAAAUGUAAAUGUAAAUGUAAUGAAAACUUGAGAGAUGAGAAUAUGGCCCUAUAGCAAAGCAGGUUUAUAGAAUCCACGUUGAUCUUCAAAGAGAGUUUUGUAUAUUUGUUAUAUUUAUAUGUGUCUUGGUCUGUAUUUUGUAGUAGAUUCAUUUGUCUAAGCUUGGACGAAAUGUCAGUCUGUUCCAACUUCAGCCAGCUACCGUUGUUGUCAGAAAGUAAGACUGAAAUACUGGUAUUCUAACUGUCUGAAACCAUGACAGUUGAUGAGUUUUCAAUGGAAUGCAUGGGACGACUCUGCUUUCUUUCAUGUGUUACAAUACAGGUAAACAAAACCUAGAGUGGCUUGAAACAAACUCCCAUGGCAACUCCAUGUACAAGACCACCAGACCUUUCCUCCCAGACACAUACACAUACACAUACACAUACACGCACGCACGCACGCACGCACGCACGCACGCACGCACGCACGCACGCACGCACGCACGCACGCACGCACGCACGCACACACACACACACACACACACACACACACACACACACACACACACACACACACACACACACACACACACACAUACACACACUACAAAGGACAAACCAAAUCAGAACCAGAAACUACACUGUUUAUUUGGAGACCUUCUAGUUUCUUUGGGUUGUUGCUUUGAAGACUAUGUUUUGUUGUCCUGGGAGACUCCCGGCUGGUUCUGCGUAGUCAUUAAUCUAUGGUUAGGUCUUGGGGUGGUGGGAUGGAGGGAAGGAGGGAUGUUGAGGGGUAACAAACGAGUGUGGCUGGGGUAAAGAGCCCGGAGGAAGGCAUUCCUUCAGCAGAGUUGAUAACACUGAUGGAGUAGCUAGCAAGCACACCAGGCUUCCCCCAACUGCAUUGUUGUUGUUGGGACUCAUAAAUCAAGCGCCAUACUCCCUGGAGGGGUUGAGGCAAGUCAAUGUUUUGAGGCCAUGUUGUGAAGCUACUUCUGUGGUUAGUGUCGAGUCGAUGACACAGUGUUGUUUCCCACUUAUUCCGUUCUUAUUCUGCAAAUCUUCCAACUAGGAUUUCUGGAAAACCUGGGAAUUUUACCAGAAGGUUACCAGAAUUUUGCAACUCUAGGGCUAAUGCUGUCUCACGAUCCACUUAGUACACAUAGUUACAAAUGCAUAGUUAUGCCCUAUAAUGAGGGGUAAUUGACUGAUAUACUUGUACGAUGGGUGUGCAAUUUCUGUUGAGUUACGUUUAACUGCCUUGCAUUUUUGAAUUUGCCUGUUUUUUUCCCAUUCAUUAUAGAAAUGUCUUUCAAGGAUUACAAUACCAAUGAAAAUAUGUUUUCAAUGGAGCUUUCAAUGCAAGUCCAACUUCUGUAAAUGUCAGUCAAUGUGAGUCUGUUUUUAAUGUUGGUUUAAUGUUGUUUUCCAGGUAGCAGUAUUUCUUCUGGGAUUUUCCAGGGAGCCAACCCCAUCACAGGCUCAACUCCAUUCAACCCCACACAACAGGUCAGCACAGGAUGUAACACACCAUUAUGGACAACAUCUUUUAUACAAAUGAAAACAGCUCUCGCAUUGCAAAAAGUGUCAAAAUUGCUGGGAUGGCAUUAAAUGGGUUUGGAAUACUGCAACUUACAAUUGAAUGUGCCACUCAUUUGCCUUCAGCAAUAGCCUCCUUCAUGACAUUGUAAAAAAAAAUUUUUUUAAAUAAACUGUGAAGAAAGGGUGAAGCCCAAUAUGUGAUCAUUUGUAAUAUUCGGUUUAUUUUCCACUCAUAUAUCUUAUGAUAUAAUAUUUAUCCUAUUCCCUCUGUCAGGACUUCUCAGCGUACUCCAGCUACAGCCAAAGCCAGUACUCGCCAUACUACAACACACACUACAACAGCCCGUACCUCGCAAGCAGCAACAUCAGCCCUAGCGCCAUCACCACGCCCAUACCCUAUCAGCAUCCAGAACACCCCGCUGUGGUGCCCAAUCACAGCCCUGAGUCCCACACAGGUACAGAUGGUUGGCCUGCCUCUUCCCUUUAUUGGAGAAUGAUUUAUUAUCCUCUUAACAUUGUAUUUAUCUUUCUGUCGUGUUCUUUGCUGUUUUAGACAUUUUCAUUGACGGGAUGUGUGUGUGUGUGUUCCAGGAGAGUACCAUCCGCCCCCUAGCCCCCCCACCCCAGGGAAAGAGCCGGAGGGGGUGCCAGCCAGACGGAGCUCAGACGGGAAACUGAGGGGCAGGAAAAGAGUCAGUGACCCACAGCCCCCCCUGGACUCAGAUAUAGAGGUAAUGUUACAGUCCAUGGAAGUCACAAACACACACACACACACACAUGCACACACACACACACACACAUCCCGUCAAUGGUAGCCAUUGAGACACUGACCUACAAUAUGACCACAGACAGUAUAGACAUAUAGGCACACAACAGACCACAGACUGUUAUUAAACAGGAAGAACAAAGGUUACUGGACAGAUUGUUUAAAGUGAAGUUGCACUUUCAUAACUGUAAAGAAAUCAUCAGUAGUGUCAUUUACAGACCUCAGUCAUUCAUGUCAUCAGUAUUACAAAAACAUUUUCCAACGAAUGUUUCUACUGAUUGAUCAGUUUGUAUGUGUAGCCCGCACUGUCAUUUUCUCUUCAAUUGAGAUAUUGUGUUAUUUGGCUAUUUGGCUAAAUAUGUGUAUGUCUUUGUCUUAUUUUCCAGCGUGUGUUUGUGUGGGACCUUGAUGAGACCAUCAUCAUUUUCCACUCUUUGCUCACAGGGAGCUUCUCCACACGAUUUGGCAAGGUAUAAAAAAUCGACUUAUAUGACUUAAAAGACUCUCUCCAUAUCACUUCUCAAAUUAAGUAACCCUGAAAGUAUUUGCCGGCUUAUAUAAACUAAUCCCUGAUAGGGUUGCAAAGCUACAGGUAAUUUAACAAAGUUAGCGGAAUCUUCAGUAAUUUUGGUGAUUAACAGGUAAUCUAUGUCAAUCUAUGGUCAUUUAGUAAUUUAUACUUGAAUAAAAUGUAUUUAUAUAUAGUAUAACAUUUUUAUAUCUGUGUCCAUAUUGUCCAUGUGUUUCUAGUGGGAAGACCAUAUGGUUUAAGAGAAAAUAGCCUAAAAAGCAUCUAAUCAACAUUGGCAUUAUUUUCAAUUAACUCUGCAACUCUUCCAACUAUUUGCUUUUUUCACAGCUGCCACCAGUUUGGCGCCAAAACAUUUACAACAAAGACAUAUUGACAUAGUAUAAUAGUGUGUAAUGUAUUUAAAUUUAUAUUUCAUGCUGAAACCCUAAUAUUAAACUCCAAUGCUAUUCACUAAAUUGAUUGGUUAUAUUUAGGAUAAUGAUUUACAUCUUUGUCAUUCUAUUUUUUUUUUUUUAUAUUCUUAUUUUAUACAUAUGUUUUUUUUUUUUUUUUUUUACCCCCUUUUUUGUGAUAUUCAAUUGCGAUUCAAUUACGAUCUUGUCUCAUCACUGCAACUCCCCAACGGGCUCGGGAGAGGCGAAGGUCGAGUCAUGCGUCCUCUGGGCCAAUUGUGCGCCCGCCCUAUGGGACUCCUGGUCAUUGAACCCCAGGCUGUAGUGACGCCACAACACUGCGAUGCAGUGCCUUAGAGCGCUGCGCCACUCGGGACGUAAUAAGGCCGCACAGAGAUAAUUACAGACACCUGUGAUAAUCUGAAGUACCCAAAAAGGCCACUUUUUUAUAAUCUGAUAAAAUAUUCUGGUAGUUUACUGGUAAACUUAAAAAGUUUCCAGUAAUAUUGUCUCCCUUUGCAACCCUAAUCCUUGAUGAUAUAAACUAUGCAAUAUCAGUUAGGGGUGAUCCUAACUUCCAGUGGAAUUUUGCGCAUUGAUGUCAAUGGGACAAAAUGAAUAUUCUACUUAAGUGGAAGUUCUUAAAGAUUCACUCCUUAAAGCCUAACUUUUUAAGAAGUGUUUUUGUCCUUUGCUCUUUCCUUGACUUUUCACACACUUGGUGUUUUCCUUCUGUGCCCUCUUGUCUCUUUAUAUAAUCCAGUGGACUUGUUUGGCCAACCCACAUCCCACUGUUUGAUUGACAGCUGAAUAACCUUUACAUAAUAGACAGGCAGCUGAUGAGGGGAACAAUAGUCAUGUUUCUUUUUUUUGGCCACAACUGUGUUUUGAAUUCUCACGGUCCCUCUGCGGUUUGAUGCGAUGUAAACGUGGAGUCGGAGAGAGAGAGUAUUAGACCUAAAGCGCUCCACCAUUUCGGCACUCCGUUGUUUCUUUUUCAACGUAUCGUCGGGGAGAAAGCAGAGGGUGGAAGCGUUGACAUUUGACUGAUGUGCCAAAUUCCUGAUUCCACCCACCCAGCUUCCCCGCUGAAACGGCAAACUUCAAUCCGACAUGCUCUGACAUCAAAACUUAGACAUGCCAGGAAAAAAAAAGGUUUUGGGUAGGGGGGUGGAAUCCUCAAAUCCCCCAAAAUGAUUCUGACCAAAGGCCUAGUGGGAUUAUUUACGAGCCAGGAAUUGGUUUUCAAUUAGACAGGAGUGAGUUUGAUAUGUUUGAUAUGGCUCACUGUUAGGCAACGACCAAUGUUUAUGUUAGCUUAGGUUUCCCUAUAUGAAAGAAACAAGACCCCAACUUUUCUUUAAAAACAAUGUAUGGCGUGUCUAGUCCAGACAGACUAUAUUGUAACUCCUUCUGUAUGACAGUCAUUGUGUCAUGACCAAACUAAUUGAGGUAAACAAGUGUUUGGCCUGUGUUAAGGCGAACAAGGCAAGCCUGGACCCAGGAAGGGGUAGAAAACAAAUGGUCGUGAUGAAAGACUGUGGUUUUCACUGCCUUUGAAAAACCGAGGUGAACUCUAAGCACAUGAGGAUUUUAUUCCCUACAUUAUUGGUCCAACGGCAUCUUAUUUAUCAUACGUAGGCUACAGUGGCCGCGCCGUCUCUCUCUAUCUCUCUCUCUCUCUCUCUCUCUCUCUCUCUCUCUCUGUCUCAGCAUGUGAAUUUCCUCUCUGCGUGAACGAUUUGAAUACAAAAGUCCUUUCUGUGCUUUCUGAUGUUUUCUUGUUCUCUGCAAAUUCCUGCCUGUGAUUAGCAGGAAGAGUAAGCUGAACCUCUUUCAUUUUUAUUACUACCUCCCUCCGCAUUGAAGAAGACUUGUGCUUAGCAGAGAGUGUGAUUACGGAUAAUUAUCUCUAUUUAAACUAAACACCCCCUCCCUCUCCUCCACCCCCUCCCUCUCCUCAUCCCAACACUCUCUUUCUGCCCCCCUUCCUCAUUCACCAAAUCCACUUUGCUGUGGAUCAAUUGGAGGUGGGAGGAAGGCUGUCAUUUUUCAAAAAAUCUAACACUCACCUUUGGCUGACGCCUCACUACUCCAUUUUUGACACACUGCCAAGUUGUAGAACCGUCGCUACAGCCACAUUGUCAUUACAGUACAGCACACAGCCACCUGCCCUGCUGGUGCCCAGCCACUCCCCACAACAACAAUGCACUGGACUGUUUUCUUACAGACUGUGGUUUCUCUGUUGUCUGCGGAAGAUUUGUAAUUCUCCCAUUAUUAGAAAAGUGUCUCUUCUUCAUUCCUGAAUUCUUCAAUAACUGUGUGUGUGCUUGUGUGCGUGUGUGUGUGUGCUCGUGCGUUUGUACAUGUGCGAGUGUGUGUUGUGUGUGUGUGACAGAAAGAGAGCGAUACAGAUAGAAAGAGACAGAAAGAGAAAGAGAGAAAGAGCAGGGUGCAGUUUGGUGGAAAGAAUGAUUGACAGAAAGGUAAUCAGACUUCCUGCUCAGGUGAUAGAACCUGUCCUGUCAAUCUAAGAGAAGGGCUGCCAGUGUCUUUAGAAGGCUGUUUGGACAGGGAGAAAAAAUUACUGUUAGGGGGGUUGGAGUUUGGAACGGCAUCUGGUGUGACACAUUCAAUACCGCCUUGCACACUCUUGCUUGCAUCUAGCUGAUAUAGGGUGUAAUCAUUAGUCCAACAGCUGCAAACGAGAGUGUAAUCAUUAGUCCAACAGUUGCAAACGAGAGUAUCUAUUGGACAUAUUCAGGUAUGUUUAUCCCCGUUUUGUCCCGUUUAAAGAAACGUUUUUCAACAGAAUAGGCAGAAUUAAUAAACCCCUGAUCACGCAUAAACACAGUUCACUUUCAUAACAGCCACGUUGUAUUCCUUCUCGCAUCUAUGCGCUCUCCUCUCACCUUUUCCCUUCGUCGCUUGUGGACCUCAAUGCACAACACAUCAACUGUAUGUGACCAGGCGAAAAAACCUUUCCAAGCCAAACCAUAACUACUACACACAGCCUACAUCGUUGUCACCAUAUUAGCUAAAGUAACGUCAUAGUCAACAUAGCUAAUAGAACUAGCGCAUUAGUAAACCUGCUACAAUCAUGCUGUAAUGUUACAGUCAGUAACAGUAAGCAGUUUAGCUCUUACACCGGCGGGCCCCGGUGGCAAUAAAUUAGUAAAACCAAAAGCUUACCUUGACUUGGAAGAGUUCCAGUGUUGUGUUAGAUAGUCAUAGCCAGCUAGCUAACAUAGCAUACCUCUGUUUGAGCAGGGUGUUUGAGUAGGCUAAACUAGCUAGCUGCAUUUGGUUGCUAAGUAAGUGAAACUGAAAGUGAAAAAAAAUCAUGAAAUCUCUCUUGAUUCUCCUUCAUUUUGGAAGAAAUUAGUCUGUUCAAAACUGUUCAACUAUUGUCUUUCUCUCUCUUUGAGUCAACUACUCACCACAUGUUAUGCACGGCAGUGCUAGCUAGCUGUAUCUUAUGCUUUCAGUUCUAGAUUCAUUCUCUGAUCCUUUGAUUGGGUGGACAACAUGUCAGUUCAUGCUGCAAGAGCUCUGAUAGGUUGGAGGACGUCCUCCGGAAGUUGUCAUAAUUACUGUGUAAGUCUAUGGAAGGGGGUGAGAACCAUGAGCCUCCUAGGUUUUGUAUUGAAGUCAGUGUACCCAGAGGAGGACGGAAGCUAGCUGUCCUCCGGCUACACCAUGGUGCUAAUCUAUAGAGUGCUGUUGAGGCUACUGUAGACCUUCAUUACAAAAUAGUAUGUUUUAAUCAAUUACUUGGUGACGUGAUUAUAUUUAGUGUAGUUUUAUCAAAAAAGGAUAACUUAAAUGUUUAAAAAUAUAUAUUUUUCUGAAAAAUCACUGAGGAGGAUGGUCCUCCCUUUCCUCCUCUGAGGAGCCUCCACUGUUUUAUACCCAAUAACAUCAAGAGAGAUAACCUUUUUUCUUUCUUGAGAUGAACAAUUACCUAUGGAAGUAAUGUUAUUAGAGUAUGUCCUCUUAAACACAUGUAAACAAGUGGUUCAUGAAGGGGUGAAACCUAACUUCCACUUUAGUCUAAAGUUAUGCAUUGAUGUCAAUGGGAGAGAAGGUAAAAACUAAGUGUGGAAGUAGUGUAAUGAGAGUACAUCCCCUGUAUUGACCUUUGUAAUGUCUUUGUGUCUCCUGUCAGGACUCAUCCAAGGCAGUGUCGCUGGGGCUGUGGAUGGAAGAGAUGAUCUUCAACUUGGCCGACUCACGGCUAUUUUUCAACGACCUGGAGGUGAGACUUAUUUACCUAAUGGAUUAGAUAAUAUUUUAUCCAUUCCUUCACUCAUUAUCCAUCCUCCGUUAUCCAUACUGUUGCAUAUUAUCCAUCAUGCAUCAUCUAACAUUCACACUUGUGUUUAUAAUGUAUCAUCCAUAUUUGUGCUUAUUAUCCAUCAUCAAUCAUACAUACAUCAUCCAUCCUCUUGUUUAUAAUGCAUCAUCCAUAACAUCACUUAUAUCCAUCAUCUAUACUCUUGUUUAUUUUCCAUUAUCCGUCAAACAUCAUCCAUCAUCCUCAUUUGAUACUAUCAGUAGGGCCAGGAGUUUUCCCUGGAGUUAUGUGACAUCCCUCAUGACAAUAUUACAUCACGUUCUAUAAAUAUUCCCUUUCAUAUUGUUAGGGUUACUCUGUCAUAUUCUCAAAAGAUUUGAGUUGAAAGCCUAAUUGUUUAAAUGGGCUAGGGUUAAACUUGAGUAUUUUUAACAGCAUGAACAACAGGUAGGCUUUUCUCUGUGCAUUCCACGGCCUUGUUCUGAAAAAGAUCAGGCUUAACUUUGUUUUGUGGUGAGAAGGAACACUGUGAGUUGUUAAUUAUAGGUGUGUGUCUGUCUCUGAAAGGGAAAUUAAUUGUGGGGAGGAGGAACAGCUGAGGGGAGGAAGGCAGAAAAAGCUGUUUUCAAACCCGCUUUUUAAGUUCCUUCUUUUUGUCAGCCUGUUGUUAGUUCCACAUGCAUACAGUAGGCCUAUAGUGGGGGCCAUCUUUGUUAGUCAUAUGAUGUGGUUGAUUUAUGAAGGAAUUUUCCCUCGGGUUUGUCAGCAGCUAAUAGAGCGCUAAUAGAUGCCACAGGCUGAGUAACCUGUAGGCGAUGAAGAGAUACAAGCUAGGAAAAGCUCUACGAUACCAAGGUUAUGGAGAAACAUGCUUUUAGAAGAAAUGGAGGCUAGUUUAAGUAGCUCCAACAAUGUGGUGGUCUUGUGCUAUGAGAAUAGCCUCAAAUCUGCCAUAUGUCACUGUUAAUUUUGCACAUGUAGCUCUAUAGCCAUCAUCGAAACAAGGCAGAUAUGUACAUGUCCUUGCAUGCCAAUUCAUGUAAUUAAAUCACUUUAGUUGGAGAGGUGUUGAAAUGACUGCUGUGGGGUCUGGAGCUGCCUAAUAAAACCCUAGUUUAGCCUAUUGGGUUCUGUGGGUCGUGUUAUCGAUUCCCUCUGUGUCUGUGGGAGCUGGGUCGCAGCAUUGGGAAAGCGUUAGUGGAGCAUUGGGGAGCAUUGGGGGAAUGAGGGAUGCUGAUAUGUAAGAGUGUGAUGAGUUAGCGUCUUCCUGUGUCUCAGGCCAGUUGAAAGGCGAUAGUGCGGCCUGUCAGUCCGGUGUAGCUGUGUGAGAGAAGAGAUAAGUCAGUAGUUACUGAAGUAGGUGUCAGGGGAUAAAAGAAGGGAAGAAAUGAGAAUAGCAGAUCAGAAGUUAGAUUCAGAGGGAUUUGGUGGGGAGGAGGUGGGAGGAUAGUGCGUGUAUUGUAUAGUAGCAUCAUGGGAAAUUCAUUUUUAGGAUUUGUUUGAGGAAGCAACUUUUUGCACAGUAGUUCGCUACCCUGCUUUAUAUCUACUAUAGACCUAGCUACCAAUAUAUCAAAAGUCCAGAAAACCUAAUACUUUAAAAAUAAUACAUGAAUACUUCACAAAAUACUGUUCAGUGGAUCCUGUUUUUAAUGGGCAUAUAUCUGAAGGUUCUUUGGCAGUUGGCAAAAGGUGUUGAUAAUGCGUCACUUAGUGGGGUUUAUUAGUGGAGUGUGGUGGCGUUAGGUAGAGCUGGUACGCCAGAUUCCAAGUUUCUUUUUUUCUUCUGGCGCCUGGAUGUCCCAGCAGCCUAUUUCCGCCUCCCUGUUAUCUUUUGUUUUAAAUGUUAUUUUUUUUUAUUUUGUUCUAUCGCUCCCCGAGGCUCCCUUAAGAAGAAACCUGCCCAUGCACAGCUCUGAAACGGAUCUCGCUCUCUAAUAUAUCCACUUUCUUUCCCAGGAAUGUGACCAAGUUCAUAUUGAUGACGUGGCGUCAGACGACAAUGGGCAGGACCUGAGGUACUGUACAGCUUUUUCUCUUGAACUCAACUCGGCCCCACAGUUAAACCAGCACUGAGUGGGUUUAGUAAAAGAGGGGGUGGGGGGUAUAUUGAAAAUAAGUCCUGCUCUCUUUCUUGAAAACGUCUCCCACUGGGCACACACUGGUUUAAUCAACGUUGUUUCCUCGUCAUUUCAAUGACAUUACGUUGAACCAACGUGGAAUAGACGUUGAAUUGACAUCGGUGCCCAGUGGGCUGUCUCUCUCUCUCUUUCUCGCUCUCUCUCCGUCCCUUUCUGUUUGUGUGUGUUUGUCUGUGUGCGUACAUGCGUGCAUGUGUAUGCGUCUCUCGCUCUCUCUCCCCCCUCUCUUUGGCAAUAUAAUAAUAUAAUAACAGUAUCAUCAUUCUUCAACAUCUAAUCAGAAUAGUACUCUGUCAUUCUCUCUGUCUCCCUUGUUCCAGACAUUUUACUACAUAAAUUGAUGAAGAAUUUUAGGAUAGAUUUCAAAGGAAUAGUUGAGAAAGUGCAAGAUGUUGCUCAAAUGCUUAUGUGCAUUCCUUACCGUUUUUAAGUGCUUUCGGCAUGUUGCUCUUUUCCACACAAAAAUAUUGAUGAACCUCAUUGGAUGUGCAAACUGCAUGUUCUCCCACUUAGAUAUAACACACUUAUAAUAUUGAUGUAUUGUGUAUUUAAUUUGUUUUAUUUAUUGUGUCAAUUAUACUGUUAGCUAUUGGUCUUAUAAGGCCAAAGGCUCAUGGUUGGUACCUUUCUUUUUAUUAUUGGUCUUUAACUUUUGGAUAAUUGUUUUUGCAUAAUGCAUUAAUCCAUUAUUCUUUACACUACUCCAGUUAUGAUAUUAUACUAGGCCUACUCCAUGUAUCUACAGGUUCUGGUCUUAGGCACUGGUCAAAUCCCACCAAACAUCAACUAAAUGUGUACAUUGUUUAGACGUUAGCCCAUUGGCAUGCUUCUCUCUCUCUCAUGUUUAGCUCUCUCCUGGUUGUUGUCUUGCAGCAUGUAUAACUUUGGCACAGACGGGUUUCAGAGCCCUGCGGGUGCCGGUACUCUGUGCCUGGGCUCAGGUGUCCAUGGUGGGGUGGACUGGAUGAGGAAACUAGCCUUCCGCUACCGGAGAGUAAAGGAGAUCUACAACACCUACAAGAACAACGUGGGAGGUGGGUUCUGACAGGAGCUAGAAAGUGUGUGUGUGUGUGUUUGUGUAAUAUUCUCUAGCGGUUAACUGAUAUACAAAUCACAAUGUACAUUUAAUUUGUCCUUUCUGUAUAAUCAUGAUCAUAAUAAAUAACGAACGUUGCAUCUUUUUAUACUGCUCAGCUAUCAAUUUGUGUUUUGUUUUUGUAUACCAAUCUAUGAUGAAUAAUGUGUUAGUGUGUGAUUGUGGUUGUGGUUGUGUCAGGUUUGGUGGGCAGUCCCAAGCGGGAGGAAUGGCUGCAGCUGCGGAGGGAGAUGGAGGUCCUGACAGAUCUGUGGCUGACCCAGGCUCUCAAGGCCCUGGCCCUGAUUAACUCCAGGUCAGGACACACCCCUUCUCAACUGCCUAGCUACUCUAUGGUGGAACUAUUCAGAAAAUACUAAACAAUGUAAAGUGAUAUUAGCGUAGGUAAUCCAUAAAAAUGAAAUGGACAGUACUCCAAAUGUAUUGACCAUUCAUGUUUUGCAUGGUUAAUAAAUAUAAUAAAAAAGUAUAGAAAUUGAACCUGGAGCGCUAUAGAGCUACGGUAUAUUCACAACCAGGAAAUAUUGACAAGACUAAGAUCGGGAGCUGAAAUACCCGUUGGCUGGUAUUUUUUCCUUUGUUGUCACUCUUUUUUUGUCCCAUUCAAACUGACAAAAUGCAAUUAUCUUACUUGUUUGAACAUGACUCACAUAUUGACAUCAUGUGUUGACAUUUCUCUGUUUCCAGACCAAACUGUGUGAAUGUGCUGGUGACCACCACCCAGCUGAUCCCAGCCCUGUCCAAGGUCCUGCUCUACGGACUGGGCUCAGCGUUCCCCAUAGAGAACAUCUACAGUGCCACCAAGACAGGUGAGGCAACACACAGCACUCAAUAUGGCGUAGAACACUUGUUAGAGUUAAAAAGAGCAACUCAUCGUCUCACGGAAGGAAUAUUAUAUUUACUGUUGGGCUGAUUGUUUUCGCACCGUGGUUGGGUAACAGUUUCUGUCGUGUACUACGAUUUGUGCACAAGCCAGUACUAGCAGACUUUGUUUUUGUGCAAUCCUUGUUUACGUUUGUGACAUUUUUAUUAAAAGUGUUAUUUAAACACUUAUUUGUUAACACUUACGUUUAACACUUUUAACGCUUAAUUUGUAAACAAUUUGAACACUUACAUAUUUUUAACACUUAUUUAUUAACUGUUACUUUUAACACUUUUAAACACUUAACACUUAUUUUCUUAUUUUCCAGGGAAAGAGAGCUGCUUUGAGCGUGUGGCCCAGAGGUUCGGCCGGCGAGCAGUGUACGUGGUCAUAGGGGACGGAGUGGAGGAGGAGUCUGUAGCCAAGAAGGUGAGACUCACAUGUAACCAGGAAAAGGGGUGGGGGUACACAAGAUAUUACCCCCUGCCUUAUUUUUCAUGCUAGUGCCAGGAAGUCAGAUGAAAUCGAAUAUGCACCCAUACAUAUUAUUUGACGCGUUUGCUUGUUAUUAUUUGAAAAAACAAAAUAAUGUUUAUAUCCUGCAGGAUGAAAUUGUGUUUGGUAUUAGUUUGACUGAACUCUCUCCAACAUGGCCUAAGACUGUAUUAGCUCGCCAAGCUUAGGCAACUUGAGUGUGGUUAACCGAACAAUAAUAGCUAGCUAGUUACAUUAGUCAGUGUUCAGCUAGUUACAUUAGCUAGCUAUUUUAGCCAGUGCUCAUCUAGUUACAUUAGCUACCUAGUUUAGCCAGUGUUCAGCAUUUAAAACAUUUCUGUUGGUGUCUUUCAGUAUCUAGUUUAGCCAGUGCUCCACAUUUUAAACAUGUCCUUUUGUACCUUGCAGUAGCUAGUUUAGUCAAUGUUCAAUGUUUUAAACAUGUCUAUUUGUGUCCUGCAGAAGAACAUGCCUUUCUGGAGAGUGUCGUGUCGGCCUGACCUGGAGGCUCUAAGUCAUGCACUGGAGCUGGACUACCUCUAG
This is a messenger RNA of Coregonus sp. 'balchen', 16276 nucleotides long. Lineage: Eukaryota; Metazoa; Chordata; Actinopteri; Salmoniformes; Salmonidae. The record is from the annotation of a GenBank genome assembly.